This is a messenger RNA of Lepidothrix coronata (blue-crowned manakin), 1694 nucleotides long. RefSeq names its product alcohol dehydrogenase 1. The transcript has 9 exons. The record is from RefSeq and is a predicted model, not a curated record. Bases 140 to 1267 code for a protein of 375 amino acids. Gene Ontology annotation, biological process: retinoic acid metabolic process; retinol metabolic process. Gene Ontology annotation, molecular function: zinc ion binding; all-trans-retinol dehydrogenase (NAD+) activity. Gene Ontology annotation, cellular component: cytosol. NCBI's taxonomy places the organism in Eukaryota, Metazoa, Chordata, Aves, Passeriformes, Pipridae.
CUCGGAGCUCCACUUUCAGGAGCGCUUCAUAAGGCCAGCUUCCAGUGUGUUGGAGAGGACUUGUGGUGCCAGCAACCCGACUGCUUUGAGGCUGAGUGAAGUCUUGGUGGCAAGAUUUGAAACAGACACACCAGUCAACAUGAGCACAGCAGGAAAAGUUAUUAAAUGCAAAGCAGCAGUAAUGUGGGAAGCCAAUAAACCAUUUAGUAUUGAGGAAGUGGAAGUGGCCCCUCCAAAAGAACAUGAAGUUCGCAUAAAGAUCAUGGCCACAGGGAUCUGUCGCUCUGAUGACCACGUGAUAACUGGCGCACUGGUUAUGCCUUUUCCAAUAAUUCUUGGGCAUGAAGCAGCUGGUGUUGUGGAGAGUGUUGGGCAGGGAGUGACUUCGUUCAAACCAGGAGACAAGGUUAUUCCACUCUUUAUUCCACAGUGCGGGGAGUGCAAGAGUUGCUUAGGCACCAAGGGUAACCUGUGCAAUAAAAAUGACCUUGCUUUGGGUGGUGGAUUAAUGCCUGAUGGCACCACUAGAUUCACCUGCAAAGGAAAAGCAAUUCACCAUUUUCUUGGUACAAGUACCUUCACUGAGUACACAGUAGUGCAUGAAUCUGCUGUAGCCAAAAUCGAUUCCGCCGCUCCUCUGGAAAAAGUUUGUCUAAUUGGCUGUGGAUUUUCAACUGGUUAUGGGGCUGCUCUGCAGACUGCCAAGGUGGAACCAGGCUCCACCUGUGCUGUCUUUGGCCUUGGAGGAGUUGGCCUCUCCGUUAUCAUAGGCUGCAAGGUGGCUGGAGCUUCCCGCAUCAUUGCCGUGGAUAUCAAUAGUGACAAGUUUGCCAAGGCCAAGGAGCUGGGAGCCACCGACUGCGUCAACCCUAAAGAUUUCCAGAAGCCCAUUCAUGAAGUGUUGAUCGAAAUGACUGGCCAGGGUGUGGAUUACUCCUUCGAGGUCAUCGGCCGCACGGAUACCAUGACCGCAGCCUUGGCCUGUUGCCAGUAUAACUAUGGAGUCAGUGUGAUUGUGGGAGUGCCCCCUGCAGCACAAAAGAUCACUUUUGAUCCCAUGCUUCUCUUCACUGGUCGCAGCUGGAAAGGCUCUGUCUUUGGAGGCUGGAAGAGUAAAGAUUCAGUCCCUAAACUGGUUGCUGACUACAUGAAUAAAAAGUUUGUUCUGGAUCCAUUAAUAACCCACACACUUCCUUUCACAAAAAUCAAUGAAGGAUUUGAUCUGCUGAGGACAGGGAAGAGUAUUCGCAGUGUCCUGAUGUUUUAGGAUUCUCCAGUGUUAAGCAGCAGAUGGCUCAGCACCAGUACAAACUUUACCAUUCUCCAAUACAACUGAUAUGAAAUACGAACCAAGACAUUCCCGAAAGGUCUACCACCACCAUCCUUGAAUAAAAGGAUCAAGCUCAAACUCCACACUUCAAGCACAACAUUUAUAAAUGAAAUAAUCUUUUUCUUUCUACCUCCUCCUCAUUCUUGUUUUAAAUCCUCUACAUUGUGCUCUAAUUUUUUAAUAGCCAGUUAUGAGUUACAGAACUUGCUGCUGCCACAGGUGUUAUAAAAAUGUUGAGUUUUUUAAAUUACUUAUAAUAUGCAAUCUUUUAAUAAAAUAAAAAUUAAGAAAACAGGGCUUCCGUAACACUGCAAGCUUAAGAGACUUGUGCAUGCAGUUCAGUACAGUAAAACAGUUAGAACUA